Molecule: messenger RNA, 1569 nt
Organism: Sparassis crispa
Lineage: Eukaryota; Fungi; Basidiomycota; Agaricomycetes; Polyporales; Sparassidaceae
Product: Endoplasmic reticulum oxidoreductin-1
Exons: 11
Coding region: 1-1569 (522 amino acids)
Biological process (GO): protein folding in endoplasmic reticulum
Cellular component (GO): endoplasmic reticulum membrane; endoplasmic reticulum
Molecular function (GO): protein-disulfide reductase activity; FAD binding; thiol oxidase activity
Source: RefSeq, a predicted model, not a curated record
AUGUUACCGCGGCAUCUCUGCGCAUUACUGCUUGGUUUUCUCGUAGACCACGUUCGGGUGGCACAGUCCCAGUCGUUCCUUGACAACAAUAUCCUCACACACGACCAGGUACAGAAUGUGUUAGAACACAAACCAGCGAAUGAGCCCUCUUGUCAGCAAUUUCCCACAGGCCCUAUAGACACUACUCUCUGCGAUUACGAGACCAUCGAGAGCGUCAAUGACGAGUUGUACACCCAGCUCCAUGAGUUGGUCGAGACACCUUUCUUCAAGUACUUCCGCGCUGACCUGUAUCGCGAAUGUCCGUUCUGGCAAGAGAAUGGUCUCUGCGUUAACAGAGAAUGUGGAAUAACCACCGUAGAUGAGAGUGAGAUACCGGAACGAUGGCGCGCUGCUGCCCUGAGCAAGCUAGAGGUACCUCCCGAUGUUGAGCCGAAAUAUCUACCAGGCUGCUACUAUCGUGAUUCUGACUACUGCUUCCUCGAUGACGUGACAGAGGGCGACUACAUUGACCUCACCCUCAACCCGGAGCGCUUCACAGGCUAUGUUGGCCCAUCCGCUCACCGCGUCUGGUCCUCAAUAUAUCAAGAAAACUGCUUCGGUAUUUCAUCGAGUUCGUCGGCGGACGGCGACGCGCUGAAAGUGGAUGAUGCGGAGAGUCCGAAGGAGUGCUUGGAGCAACGGGUGUACUACAAGAUCAUCUCUGGCCUGCACGCGAGUAUUACGACGCAUAUAUGCCGUGAUACUCUUAACCAGACCACGGGAGAAUGGGGACCAGAUUUGCAGUGCUUCAUAGACCGCGUUGCAAUCCACCCCGAGCGGCUCCAAUACAUCUACUUCGAUGCUGUUCUGCUUCUUCGCGCAGUAGCCAGGCUUGGGCCGUAUCUCUCUGCCUACGACUACUGCGCUACUGAGACACGCGAAGACGACAUGGACACUCUUGAACGCCUGAACAAGGUCAUCACCAUUGCGCAAGCUGUGGGCAAAUUUGACGAGACCGCAUUGUUCCGAGGCGAGAACGCGAACACAUUGAAGGAGGAGUUCAAGGAUCACUUCAGGAAUGUCACGCGCAUCAUGGACUGUGUGGGUUGCGAUAAGUGCCGACUCUGGGGCAAGGUGCAAACGACUGGACUUGCGACCGCGCUCAAAGUCCUCUUCGAGCUUGACGAAAAGGCGUUGGACCCGCAAACGAAUACAAAUCUCUUGCAACGUUCCGAGGUUGUCGCUCUCAUUAAUACCUUGCAUCGCUUUGCGGAGAGCCUUGCCUCUGUGCAUGACUUCCGGCAGAUGUGGGCAGAAACCCACCAUGAGACUCAGCCCGAAGUGAUCACCGCCUCUCGGGGUGCUGCGAAGCCCCACCGCUCUCCUGCCGCAGGCGCUGACGCUUUGCAAGAUGCGCAGUACUUCCUCGAGGAGCUGCUUGGCCGUGUUGCGUGUUGGGUACGCGCGUGCAAAAAGGGGACCGUCGGUUGUGUUCAGGGACUUCUGGACGGUGCGCGCAGCGUUCUGGAGACGCUAGAAAGCAUGUUCCAGGUUUCGGGGAAGGACCAGGUGCCCAGGAGCGACUUAUAG